CAAGCUCGGCCCGAGCGAGGGGCUCAGCAGGCAGCGCCACCCGUCGCCGAGCCGCUGGCGGCCCCACUCCCCACGGUGGUGGAACACGGGCCCCUCAGUGGACUGUCCCCGCGCUCGCCCUCCUGGCCUCCGCCGCGGGCGAGCCGCAGAGGAUCCCGCUGCGCAGGCAGAGCCCGGCCACCGUGGCGGAGGCGCUGGCGGCGGCGCGCGGGCAGCGGGCCUUGCUGAAGGCCCGCUACGAGCCUGGGGGCGGGCUGCUCCGGGCCGAGCCUGGGGGGAGCGGCGCCAUUCCGAUCCAGGAUUUCAAGAACAACGCCUAUUACGGCGAGCUGGCGAUAGGGACACCCCCUCAGCCUGCGAGCGUAAUCUUCGACACGGGGUCCUCCAACCUCUGGGUGCCCAAUGUCGACCUGACGGGCCAGGCUGCGGCCACCAAGCACCUCUACGACAGCGAGAAGUCAGCCACGUACGUGGCCAACGGAAAGGUGUUCAAGAUAGAGUACGGCUCGGGCAAGGUUAGCGGACACUUCUCUGAAGACACUGUGACAAUCGGCAAUUUCUCCGUACCGCAGUACACCUUCUCCGAGGUGGACAAUGCCGGCGGUCUCGGCGAGCUCUACCUGGAGUCACCGUUCGACGGCAUCUGUGGCCUGGGGUGGGGUGCGCUGUCCGUCGGCGGCGUGGAUCCUCCGAUGCAGGCCCUCGUGGAGGACGGCGACAUUGCCCAGGGCGUGUUCAGCUUCCACCUGGGACACGUGGAUGGCGAGGUAGGGGAGCUGGUCAUUGGCGAGACAGACCCCAGUCACUACAAAGGGGACAUGGUGUAUGCCAACCUGACGCGCAUGGCUGACAGCCCGAGCAGGGUCUUCGAUUAUGGUUUCUGGCUGAUCAGGCUCGACAGCGUGGCCUUCGGGGGGACUGCUCUCCCGGACGCGACCGCCAUCGUGGAUUCUGGCACCUCCCUGAUCGGCGCCCCGGUUGCAGCCAUCGCAGUGAUCCAGAGCAAGAUGACGCUCCAGCAGUAUCAGGGGCUGCUGGUGGCGGAGUGCUCCGACGUCAAGGGCCUGACGCUGGACCUCGCGGUGGGCGGCCAGGCAUUCCGGCUCGGCGAGGAGGACCUCGUGCUGGGCCGCCUGGAGGGGGGCCUGUGCGCCCUCGCGCUGCAGCCGCUCGAGCAGCCCAGCCGUAGGUCGGGCGUGUCCCCCUGCAGGAGGAGCACUCCAAAAUCGUGAGAACAUCGUCGGGGGACGAUGUGUUGCUAUUGUUUUUUUCAUGCUAGGGUAGACAUGUUUGCGGAUCUGUUAUGUUUCCUCUCAGAUCCGCCUGUAGAAGGACAUGUCCGACCUAAGCCCAGCUGGAUCCUGGGGGACAUCUUCAUGCGGCGGUACUUUGUCGAGUUCGACUGGGACAACGCGCGGGUGGGGAUCGCGUGCACGGUCCUCGACGGCCUGUGCCCAGGAGGCUCCGACAACGCCCUGAGCCUCGAGUGGAUCGUCUUCCUGGCCCUGUUCGCAGCCUGCCUCGGGGCCUGUGCCCUGGCGUACUGGUGGGUCAAGCGCCCAGCGCGCGGCAGGCUGGCAGCUGGGGCCCUGGCGCGUGCCGGGCGCACGGGCAGCGCGCGGGCCCGGCCGGGCCAGGGCAGCCUCUUAGCUCCGGAGGGUGCCAGGGGCCUCCCUGGCCCGAGGAGCCUCCAGCAGGUCGUGAGCGCGGGCGGCCCCCGCGGCGUCGGCAGCGGGCCUGCCCCGCGGGCCUGCCCGGAGGAUAUCCGUGGCCACAGCGCAGCGCGGCGAGGUCCGCGCGUGCAGAGAAA
Molecule: messenger RNA, 1810 nt
Organism: Prorocentrum cordatum
Lineage: Eukaryota; Dinophyceae; Prorocentrales; Prorocentraceae
Source: the annotation of a GenBank genome assembly